CCUUUCCCCCUCGACUCCUCUACACACACUGACUCCUUCCGGCACCGGACAUCUUCUCCGGCGAACGAUUAUUUGCUUUUAUUUAUACAACUUCGUAAAACCAAAUCAAAGCAAGUUAAAGUUUGUGUAUCGGUUUAAUCUGACGCAUAUUGAUGUAUACACAGAAGAAUCGGUUAUGAAAUUUGCACUGCAGAAUCGGUGAAAUGCACGCCGGAAUUUGAGACGUAAUAGUCAUAUCAAGACAAAAAGAAUAACAGCAAGUGGUUUAAGAUGAUGGAACACAAAAGAAGUCCAGUAUCUGUUGAACAAGGGGGGAGCCUUACUUCUUUGACACCAAAAAGACACAAAACUGGUUUAUCCAUCUCCUCUAAGGAAAGAAAAGAGAAAGUUGGUGAAAGAAUUGCAGCCCUUCAACAGCUUGUUUCACCAUAUGGAAAGACAGAUACAGCUUCUGUACUUCUUGAAGCAAUGGAGUACAUACACUUUCUUCAUGAACAAGUCAAGGUGCUAAGUGCUCCUUACCUUCAUAGCAACUCAACGAAUGAAUAUCAGGAAUUAGGGCCGUAUAACUUGAAAAACAAAGGGUUGAUUUUGGUUCCGAUUUCGUCUACAAUGGGAGUUGCUAGUAGCAAUGGAGCGGAUAUAUGGGCCCCAAUCAAGACCAAUUCCGAUAAUCGUAGAAAACUAACAAAUAUGAUGUAGAUUUCUUGGUUAGGGGGAGGAGAGUUGGUAGAAUAUAUAUAUAUAUAAAAUAAAUAAGAAAUUAUAUUUAU
Messenger RNA from Lactuca saligna, 773 nucleotides. NCBI's taxonomy places the organism in Eukaryota, Viridiplantae, Streptophyta, Magnoliopsida, Asterales, Asteraceae. The record is from the annotation of a GenBank genome assembly.